AUGGGCGGCGGCAAGAAAACCCGCAACUCGGCGGUCGCGCCAAUUUUUCAGCAAAAGGCCGCGAAGGCCCAGGCGCCAUCUUCGCCACACUCCCCGUCCGACACUGACUCCGAGAUGAGCAGCCACACAGUCUCGGACCGGGCGGAAGCCCCACUGACACGGCGGGACAUGAAAGGGUUCCUUGCCGACAUCCGCAAAUCGGUGGCAGAAGAGCUGGAAAAGAAGCUGGGGCCGAUCAUGGAGGGGAUGGCAGAUCUGACGGCCCGAACGCAUGCCACUAAAACAAAAAUGGCGGAGGCAUUGGAGACCGUGCAGGCGCAUGGCGGGGAGCUACAAGACCUCCGCGAGCAACUGCGCUCCCUAGAGGACUCCAACGAGGACCUCAACAACAGGACCAGAAGGAAUAACAUUAGGGUGAGGGGCAUACCGGAGACCAUCUCCACGGAGCUGCUCACCGCCACCCUCACAGAAGUGUUCCAGAAUCUCCUGCCAGAAGCCUCCACCACCGACUUGCUCAUGGACCGGGCACACCGGGCACUGAGAGCUCCUAGCACCAACACAGCCACCCCAAGGGACGUGAUAGUGCGACUCCACUUUUACCAUAUCAAGGAGCGCAUUAUGAAGCCGGGAGGGGGAGGGGGGGCGUUUAAGACCCCAAGGAACAUGUCACGCCUCACAGACAAGACUAAGGACACAGCAAAGGGGCCCAUCGCCACCUGGGGGGGCCGACCACACCUGGCAGUGCCCGGCCCUCAGACGGGUUUCACAGUCACACCCCACCACUACACACGUUGAACCCCCACCUGACGGACCAUACAGUUUAGGGAGAACGUAGACACCCCGGCAAGGGGCCGAGUAGACUGUCCGACUGAAAGGGGGCUACACGGGGGGGUACCCCAGGGAAGAACCACGGAGCAACACCCCCACACGACGGCCUUGCGCAACUCAGGGGGACACCCCACCAAGCACCCGAAUAGCGGGCCCGGAACAGACAGGCAUCCCAGGCUCAAUACCCGUUAGACCUGGGACCAGAGACCCCUCGGUGAUAGCCACCCCUGGGGUCCAUACCACCCCCAGAGACAGGCCCAGACAGGACGCAGACGGACUAAACACACCCUACAGAACCGGACCCACACCACACCAAAGCGACACCAGGGGACGCACACACUGACCCUCGCUCACAUGUCCCAGACGGGCCACAGGACAACCAACGACCUGAAGAGGACUCAGCCCCAACUCUAG
This is a messenger RNA of Pelobates cultripes (western spadefoot toad), 1242 nucleotides long. The record is from the annotation of a GenBank genome assembly. NCBI's taxonomy places the organism in Eukaryota, Metazoa, Chordata, Amphibia, Anura, Pelobatidae.